Messenger RNA from Linum trigynum, 642 nucleotides. NCBI's taxonomy places the organism in Eukaryota, Viridiplantae, Streptophyta, Magnoliopsida, Malpighiales, Linaceae. The record is from the annotation of a GenBank genome assembly.
AACUUGAACUACCGCUCCGACCACUCUGUUUCCAGAUCGGACUUCCAACGUCACCGAAUUGGCCGGCGGCAUUGGCAUCUCAAUCUCGAUCUGGUGGUUCACAACAUGGUGGUCCUUGUGGUAGUAGCUCCGACGGUUGUCGUCGUGGUCUACGUCGGACCUCAAGGCGGCCCAGGAUGCCGCGAAGGAGGAGGCAGAGGAGGAUGAGAGCAGCUCAUGGUGGCGGUGGUCUUGAGCGGGACCGGAGUGGAGGAAGACGAGGAGGAGGAGGACAUGCAAGGGAAGUCCGGAAGGAGCGGUGGGAAGUCAGCUCCUCCGCCGUUGUAGAAAAUGGAGUCGUCGAGGAGAGCGUCGACCUGGGCGGCCUCACGAUCCCAGAUCUGAUGAUGGGUUUCUUGUUGUUGUUGUUAGAGAUGGGAGAGUAAUGGGUUAAUGGGAGAGACAGGGUGUUGAUGAGACUGACAAUGUAGGUUGGAAGUAGAAUGCGGUUGAUUUACAGCUGCCAAUCCACCCCCUCUUAAAUGUCGUCUUGAUUUAACUAUUUCCAAGGAUAUAUAUGGGUAUUAUAAUCAACAAUCAAACUCCGAAAUCCGAAUCCCAUUCUGCAGUAAGACACCGCCAGAAGAAAAAAAUGGAGUUCAG